CAGGUACUGCUGAUUUUUGGUGUGAAGAGAAUGGCCAAUUGAUACCUCAGGAAACCCAAAAUUGCCGGCAGAUUUGAGAGGUUCAGUGAUGGUGUGGAGAAGAAGCUAAUCUCCAGGAUUCCUAUGAUAAUCGGUGUUUUGCGUGACGGUUUGGAGAAAAAUCCGAUCUCCAGGUUCCGUACUACAAUUGGAUUUCAGGUGACGGUUCUUUCUGGGAUUAGUUUGUUAACUCUGUUUUCUUCCUUUCAUGGUUUCGUUCUCAUUCUUUCUUCUUUUGGAGGGUUUCUUCGUCCCCUUUCCGAGGAGGUUGGGUCACCGAGGUAUAUUACAAGGAUUCCGAUGGUAAUUGAUGUUCUGCCGUGCCUUAUCCGUAACCUUAUGAACGAGCAAAAGCGAGCGAUGGGU
Messenger RNA from Linum tenue, 405 nucleotides. Lineage: Eukaryota; Viridiplantae; Streptophyta; Magnoliopsida; Malpighiales; Linaceae. The record is from the annotation of a GenBank genome assembly.